Chelonoidis abingdonii (Abingdon island giant tortoise) is the source of this 920-nucleotide messenger RNA. RefSeq names its product signal recognition particle subunit SRP54. Gene Ontology annotation, molecular function: ATP hydrolysis activity; GTP binding; endoplasmic reticulum signal sequence receptor activity. Gene Ontology annotation, biological process: SRP-dependent cotranslational protein targeting to membrane, translocation; SRP-dependent cotranslational protein targeting to membrane. Lineage: Eukaryota; Metazoa; Chordata; Testudines; Testudinidae. The record is from RefSeq and is a predicted model, not a curated record. Gene Ontology annotation, cellular component: signal recognition particle, endoplasmic reticulum targeting; cytosol.
CUCACUUCCCAGGGCCCGGCGGAGUCUGGCUAGGUCUGUGCCGCCGCUUCCGUGGGCUGGCGGGGCAUGGAGCAGGGUCUCUCCGCUGUCACUCUGUACUGCGCCUCCCCAGCCGGGACCACACCCGCCACUGCCCCCCGCGCCAUGGAGCAAGAACAGCUGCACUCAAGUGGCGAUAGAGGCUUUGAGAAUGUGGAACUGGGGAUCAUAGGAAAAAACAAGAAAAUUCCGAGAAGGAUCAUUCACUUUGCAAGUGGAGAAACCAUGGAAGAAUAUAGCACAGAUGAAGAAGAAGAUCCGGUGCAAGAAAAAAAAGACCUCUUGCCGUCUAUUGAUCCUACUACUCUUACCUGGGGACCCUACUUGUGGUUUCAUAUGCUAAGAGUUGCCACGUCAACCUUAUCAGUGUGUGACUUCCUUGGGGAAAAGAUUGCAUCCGUUUUGGGCAUAAGUACACCGAAAUACCAGUAUGCCAUUGAUGAGUAUUACAGGAUGAAGAAGGAGGAGGAAGAGGAGGAGGAAGAAAACAAAAUGUCAGAAGAGGCAGAGAGACGAUAUCAAGAACAGCAGAGCAAGCCACAAGAUGAGACUACUGUCCAGACAGACCAACCAGAAGCAACAGCAUGUAAUGCAUUUGUGAAUCUCAAUUUUGAAACUGAGGGAGAUGGCCAAUCUGUUGCAGAAAGUAAACAAGACUUAACUACUGUCCCUACUUAAAAUAUAAGGUUCUGCAUAAUGCCAAAUUUUUUUAAAUUGGCAGCAAAAGUGUGGGAAAAAUCUUGUACUUUUUCAGUGGAAUGUAACUCAUUUAAAACUCUGGUCAGGAGAGAGCUAAAUAAUGUCCGUUCAGUCCACAACUAUUGAAUAAAGCCUAAGACACUGCCAAACUGACAUUUCUGUUAAAAUAAAAAUGCUGGACA